UCUUAGGGGUGCUGGGGUCCUUGGGAUGCUGGGUCCUUUAGGUGACCUGGCUGUGGGGUCCUUGGGGUGCUGGGGUCCUUAGGGUGCUGGGGUCCUUGGGGUGACCUGGCUGUAGGGUCCUUGGGGUGCUGGGGUCCCCAGGGUGACGUGGUGGAUGAGUUCUUAGGGGUGCUGGGGUCCUUGGGGUGCUGGGUCCUUGGGGUGACCUGGUGCUGGGGUCCUUGGGGUGCUGGGGUCCCCAGGGUGGAUGAGUUCUUAGGGGUGCUGGGGUCCUUGGGGUGCAGGGAUCCUUGGGGUGACGUGGAGUUGGGGUCCUUGGGGUGCUGUGGUCCCCAGGGUGACGUGGUGGAUGAGUUCUUAGGGGUGCUGGGGUCCUUGGGGUGCUGGGUCCUUGGAGUGACCUGGUGGUGGGUUCCUUGGGGUGACAUGGCUGUGGGGUCCUUGGGGUGCUGGGUUCCCCAGGGUGGGACGGGUGGCUAUGGGGUCCUUGGGGUGACAUGGUACUGCGGUCCUUGGGGGUGCUGGGCGGGGGGGGUCCCCAGCCUCAGGGUAACCCUCACCCUCGUGUCCCCCCCCCAUUUCUCCCCUCCCCCCCAGUUCUUUCGGGUGCUGAACGGGUACAAGAUCGAGCACAAGCUGCUGCUGACGGGCACCCCGCUGCAGAACAACCUGGAGGAGCUCUUCCACCUCCUCAACUUCCUCACGCCGGAGCGCUUCAAGUACCUGGAGGGUUUCCUGGAGGAGUUUGCGGACAUCUCCAAGGAGGAUCAGAUCAAGAAGCUGCACGACCUGCUGGGCCCGCACAUGCUGCGGCGCCUCAAGGCCGACGUCUUCAAGAACAUGCCCGCCAAGACCGAGCUCAUCGUGCGCGUCGAGCUCAGCCCCAUGCAGAAGUACGGGGGGGACGGGGACGGGGGGGCUCCGCUCUUUUUUGGGGGGGGGGACCCCAAGACUCGGCUCCCAUCAUCCUUGGGGUCUCAGCACCCCAAAACCCAGUUCCCAUCACCCCUGGGGUCUCAGCACCCCAAGACCCAGUUCCCAUCAUCCUUGGGUCUCAGCACCCCAAGACCCAGUUCCCAUCAUCCUUGGGGUCUCAGCACUCCAAAACCAGCUCCCACCACCCCUGGGGUCUCAGCACCCCAAAACCCGACUCCCAUCAUCCUUGGGGUCUCAGCACCCCAAAAUCCAGCUCCCAUCACCCCUGGGGUCUCAGAACCCCAAGACCCACUUCCCGUCAUCCUUGGGGUCUCAGCACCCCAAGACCCAGCUCCCACCACCCCUGGGGUCCCACCAGUCUUGUGUGGGCGUCUUAGCACCCCAAAACCCAGCUCCGACCACCCCUGGAGCCUCAGCACCCCAAAACCAGCUCCCACCACCCCUGGGGUCCCACAAGUCCUGUGUGGGGCUUUCAGCACCCCAAAACCAGUUCCCAUCAUCCUUGAGGUCUCAGCACCCCAGAACCCGACUCUCACCACCCCUGGGGUCUCAGCACCCCAAAACCAACUCCCAUCAUCCUUGGGGUCUCAGCACCCCAAAAUCCAGCUCCCAUCACCCCUGGGGUCUCAGAACCCCGAGACCCAGUUCCCAUCAUCCUUGGGGUCUCAGCACCCCAAAACUCAGAUCCCACCACCCCUGGGGUCUCAGCAUCCCAAAACCAACUCCCAUCAUCCUUGGGGUCUCAGCACCCCAAGACCCAGCUCCCACCACCCCUGGGGUCCCACAAGUCCUGUGUGGGGGUCUCAGCACCCCAAAACCCAGCUCCCAUCAUCCUUGGGAUCUCAGCACCCCAAAACCCAGCUCCCACCACCCCUGGGGCCUCAGCACCCCAAGACUUGUCUCCCAUCAUCCUUGGGGUCUCAGCACCCCAAAACCCAGCUCCCACCACCCCUGGGGUCUCAGCACCCCGAAACCCGACUCCCAUCCUUGGGGUCUCAGCACCCCAGAAUCCAGCUCCCAUCAUCUGUGGGGUCUCAGCACCCCAAAAACAGUUCCCACCACCCCUGGGGUCCCACAAGCCCUGUGUGGGGGUCUCAGCACCCCAAGACCAGUUCCCAUCACCCCUGGGGUCUCAGCACCCCAAAAUCCAGCUCCCACCACCCCUGGGGUCCCACCAGUCUUCUGUGGAGUCCCAGCACCCCAAAACCAGUUCCCACCACCCCUGGGGCCUCAGCACCCCAAGACCCAGCUCCCACCAUCCCUCGGGCCUCAGCACCCCAAGAGUCCCCAUCCCCCCCUGCAGGACCCCCANGG
This is a messenger RNA of Numida meleagris (helmeted guineafowl), 2250 nucleotides long. Its product is annotated as proteoglycan 4-like. Gene Ontology annotation, cellular component: NuRD complex; chromatin; nucleus. The annotation marks the transcript as partial. Gene Ontology annotation, molecular function: ATP binding; chromatin binding; ATP hydrolysis activity. Gene Ontology annotation, biological process: negative regulation of transcription by RNA polymerase II; chromatin remodeling. NCBI's taxonomy places the organism in Eukaryota, Metazoa, Chordata, Aves, Galliformes, Numididae. The transcript has 2 exons. The record is from RefSeq and is a predicted model, not a curated record.